CAAUGCUGUGAUCUCUCACGCUGUGUGUGUGUGUGUGUGUGAGAAGCGGAUCCACGGUUCAGGCUCAGUGCUGGUGCCCAGGCUUCAGUGAACAUCCGGUUAGCAAACCGCAUCAUCUAACCAUGCCCAAAUCAAAAGACGAGUUGUCUUCCACGUCAGGCAGUGACUCUGACAGUGAAGCUGAAACAAAGGCCAAGAGGAAGAAGGCAAGCAAAGUGGAGAAACCGGCUAAAAAACAGAAGGGUGGGGAGAGCUCCAAACCGAGCGGCUCCUCCAAGAGGGAUGAUAAUGCUGGUGACAACAUGUUUCAGAUUGGGAAGAUGCGAUACGUGAGCAUCAGAGAUUUCAAAGGAAAGGUGUUGAUUGACAUUAGGGAAUACUGGAUGGACCAAGCAGGUGAAAUGAAACCAGGCAAAAAAGGUAUCUCAUUGAACCCAGAGCAGUGGAACCAGCUGAAGGAACAAAUGUCGGACAUUGACGACGCAAUAAGAAGAUUAUAAAAUUGGUCUGUUUAGUUGGGAAAGUUGGGUGGGGCAGAAUGUUUUUAGAGUUCCUGUUCUUUGGCAUCUCAACACUGGGUUUAAAAAAAAAAAAAAAAAAAAAUGUGGCUUUGUUUAGCUUGUUUUGUUUUCUUCAGCUUGUAUGUUGUUGUCAGGGAUGCACCAAUCUCAGUUUUUUUAUUUUUUUAAGUUUCCAUUUUCAAUAUGAUUAUAGUAUCAGAUGAUCUGUAAUGACAGCCACCAAGCUGAGUGUUUUGCAAGCUUCUGUUGCUAAGUUCUGCAAGAUGUUUGAGACAUGAUGAUGAUUACGUGAAACCUGUGUGUCAGUCAAUGUAACAAAUACGUCAGUGGGUCAGACUGGAAAAUGUCAGAUCCAAUCCCAGUGUUUCAAGCCAGUAUGAGACAGAUAGGAUUACGCUGUAUUGGGUUGGUGUAUCCUUGGUGUUUGCAGUGAGGCUAAAGUAGAGUGUUUUUUUUUUUUUUUUUCUCCUUUUGGUGAAUACAUGUUCAGAAUAAAUACAAACCUGUUGUUUGUAAUAGAUGGUUGCAAGUCCACAAGUGAUAAACACUGCUUUGGGAAUAAA
This is a messenger RNA of Neoarius graeffei (lesser salmon catfish), 1084 nucleotides long. It is a transcript of the gene sub1b, whose product is annotated as SUB1 regulator of transcription b. The transcript has 5 exons. Gene Ontology annotation, biological process: positive regulation of transcription initiation by RNA polymerase II. Gene Ontology annotation, molecular function: transcription coactivator activity; DNA binding. Gene Ontology annotation, cellular component: transcription regulator complex; nucleus. Bases 123 to 500 code for a protein of 125 amino acids. Lineage: Eukaryota; Metazoa; Chordata; Actinopteri; Siluriformes; Ariidae. The record is from RefSeq and is a predicted model, not a curated record.